UGGAAUUAAUCUUCUGUACAUUUUUAAUAAUUUUAUUUAAUUUUAUUUUAUUAUAAUUUAUUUAAUUUAUUUGUGUACCAGACAUGAUUAUUUUUUUUUUAAUUUUAUAUAUAUAAUUUAAUUACGUAUUGUUAAAAUAUUGAUGUAAUUUUAUAUGUAAAAUACGAUUUAAAUUUGGGAAUGGAGUGUUUGAGGCCGUUGAGGAACUCGGAGUUGAUGUAUAUUUUCAAGUCAUUGACGCCGGGGAAUCUCAUCACCGCUGAGGAUUUAUCCAAACUCUUCAAAAAUUUAUAUAAUCUCCAGUACUCAACACAGGAACUUCAGUUCACCCUCACACACCUACACAACAUAGCCAACUAUAACACAGUAAACUCUGUAAACAAUGUAAACACUGUAAACAAUGUGAAUAAUGUGGCUGGAAUAGAUUUUAUGACGUUUGUGGAUGGAGUGAAUGGGUUAAUAAAGUCGAGUCCUGUGGAGUUGAUAUUGAGGGACGUGUUUGAGAACAUAUCAAGGGAUAAGUCAAGUGUUACGGUUGAGGAUUUAUUGGAGUUUGCAGAGAAAUCAGGGAUUAAACUCUCUGAAGACUCGAAACUCAGACUAAACUCAAGAUUACCUCAAGGGAAAGCCAAUUUCCAACAAUUCAUACAAUGCAUUCAGUCAUCCUAAUACUAAUUUUGUAACAUACUGUACACAGUAGUUUAGUAGUAGUAAAGUAGUUGGGAUAGUGGAGUGGAAUAUACAUAUCUAGGGUGAACUCCAAAGUCAAGCGAG
Theileria parva strain Muguga is the source of this 774-nucleotide messenger RNA. RefSeq lists its product as uncharacterized. Bases 181 to 669 code for a protein of 162 amino acids. The transcript has a single exon. The record is from RefSeq and is a predicted model, not a curated record. NCBI's taxonomy places the organism in Eukaryota, Apicomplexa, Aconoidasida, Piroplasmida, Theileriidae.